CUAUACAGCAAAUGUGACGGUAGAGCAACAGCAAAUUAAGGUAAACGAAGGAUCUUCCGUCACCCUCAAGUGCAUUGUUACAUCUGAUGAUAAACCAACUUUAAGGUGGUUCUAUAACAACAAUAUGAUAAAUACUAAUCAAAAAGUUGUGGGAGAAGACCAAAUCGUAACUAAAUACACACUUUCAAACACAACAAUCAGGACAACAAGAACAUACAACCUACAAAUAAGAAACGUGUUGUCAACGGAUGAUGGUGUGUACACUUGCCAUGUUAUUUUUGCCAGAAACAAUAUCAAACGUAACAUCGAAUUGGCAGUAAGGUAUUUGAAUGAAAAUCCUUUUGUCGUUUGCCAACUGUUGUCUACAUUCAAUACUUCAACUCAACACAGAAGCAAUUAUGAGAUGGGGAAGCCCGAAGAUCAAACUCAUCGAGUUAGUAUAAAUUGCAGAGCUGACAUUGGUAAAAACAUUUUCAUCAAUAUCACAAUUAUGAAAUCUGUUCACGACAAACAUCUAAUUCCAGUCUAUUUUGCGACUAAAGAGCAGUCUGACGUUAUAAAUGGAGUAGAUAUUGAUUAUCCAGUGGACGUCACUGGUUUAGACGGUUGGAAAUUCUGGUGCGUGGCACAACAAUCGAUGAUGUUACGACCGGUCAAUUCUUCCACAGCUAUUUUGAAGAAACCUCGAGUAAAGAUCGUCCCACUAAAAAUGGACAGCAAUCAGUACAGAUGUGAAGUAGAAUCAUAUCCCGAUGUAACUUUUUUUCGAUGGAUUAUCUGUGAGAAAGAAAUAGGAAAUACCGCGGUUGAAGAAUGCAAGGUACUAAACAGCACACGUAGUUAUGUGACGUUGAUGGAUAUCGCUGAUGUGGAUGAUGUGUUAAUACUGAUAUGCCAGUCUCAAAAUGCUGUUGGAACAGGAUGCGGCAACCGGACAAUCACUAGCCAUAUCGAACCUACAGACAUGUCAAUCUCCCGACAAACCGAAUCUAAAGACAUUAAAAGUGGGAAAAAAAUGGCACGAGAUUCCAAUUUGGUAAAAUGGUGCAUAGGUGGUACCGUAUUGUUAAUAUUUUUUCUCAGUGUGUUAAUAUUAAUAUAUUUCUAUAAACGAUUCUGUAACACAGUUCCUGCUGAUGUCACUGACGAUCAAUACACAAAUCUUCAGUUUGAUACUAACCAGCGACAGAAUGACUACCAGGAACUUGGAAAGCAGUUCACAACGUCGCCCAUAAACAAUUGUGAAGCUCAGUACAUUGAAAUUCCAAGUGUGAAUUUGAAAGGAGAAGACGACAAUGCAUACCAAAUUCCUGUUAUCAAAAACUUAAGCUAAAUGUUUCUUUCUAGUAGGCCUACUUCUAGAAAUUCGAUGUUAUUUAAGUAAGGGGUGUAAGCUCGCAUUACUACUACAUUACUACUACUACUACUACUACUACUACUACUA
Anneissia japonica is the source of this 1444-nucleotide messenger RNA. RefSeq lists its product as uncharacterized. The record is from RefSeq and is a predicted model, not a curated record. Bases 125 to 1333 code for a protein of 402 amino acids. Lineage: Eukaryota; Metazoa; Echinodermata; Crinoidea; Comatulida; Comatulidae. The transcript is spliced from 2 exons.